AGAGGGAUGUGUCUCAGAGGAAACCAACACUUCUCACAAAUAGCGCUCGGUCGCUGUUUCUGUGCAACUAUUGCCCGACGGUCCAAAGAAAUUUUUCAAUUGACCUGAAGCAAUGGCUGAGGAAGAGGUUCAGUAUGCUUCAGUUGUAUUUAAAGGUAACCAACGGAAACCACAAGCUAAAAGGGAGCCGGAGACCAUAUAUGCUGAAGUUAAAGUGCAAAAUGAAGCUGCAGUUGCCUCAGCAGGACCGCUGGCAGAAAAAGAAGCUGAAAAAAGAAGUCAUGACUUUCAAAAGUUGGCUUAUUGCUUUGGGACUAUCUGCUUCAUUUUGCUGCUGGGCAUCAUAGGCAUCUGUGUUUACCUUACAAAAAUUCAUAAUGAUGAACGCCACUUUAAAUCCACUCAAAUGGCUCUGCUGUUUGAAAAAUCCAACCACCCCAAAAUCAACACCGAAAUCACAAGCCUGAAUGCAGAGAACCAGAAGCUGAACACAGAAAACAAGCAGCUGGAGGCCGAGAAGAAAAACCUGACAGAAGAACUAAAGAACAAGGAGGAUGCACAGAUUAAGUUCAACGCCAGUCGAGCUCAGUGGAGCAUUGAUGCCUACUGUCCAAAGACAAAUAACUUUAGAACAUGUCAGCAAUGUGAAAAAGACUGGUUGAAUAAUCAGGACAGCUGCUACGCUGUAAAUAAUGCUGCACCUGAUAAAAGAAGAAGCUGGGAAGAAGCUCGAAAAAUCUGCAGAGGAAAGGGUUCAGAUCUGGUUGUUGUUGAUGAUGAAAAAGAAAAGACAUUUGUCAAUGAUAAAAGUUGGGGCAGUUCUGGGACAACUGGCUUCUGGAUCGGCCUGAAAGCAGAAAAUGGGACAUGGAAGUGGAUCGAUGGAAGUUAUUUAGCUAACAACUCCUGGAUGACAGAACAACUUCAGGAUGGUCAAUGUGUGAUAUCUGUCCAAAGUCAAGGAUGGAAGUCAGUGAGCUGUAAUGAAAAUCAACAAUGGAUCUGUGAAAAGGCAGCUUUAUCUGUUUAAAUCCUGAAAUUAAAAGUCAUUGUUAAUGUAGAUUUAAAAACGUGUUAUCACCAGCAGAGGGCGCUGUAAACCCUUUC
Menidia menidia (Atlantic silverside) is the source of this 1107-nucleotide messenger RNA. The record is from the annotation of a GenBank genome assembly. Lineage: Eukaryota; Metazoa; Chordata; Actinopteri; Atheriniformes; Atherinopsidae.